Molecule: messenger RNA, 3493 nt
Organism: Cuculus canorus (common cuckoo)
Lineage: Eukaryota; Metazoa; Chordata; Aves; Cuculiformes; Cuculidae
Gene: SRPRB
Product: SRP receptor subunit beta
Exons: 7
Coding region: 56-826 (256 amino acids)
Biological process (GO): protein targeting to ER
Cellular component (GO): signal recognition particle receptor complex
Source: RefSeq, a predicted model, not a curated record
CCGCCCCCGGAAGCCGCGGCGCGGAGCCGGAAGCGGGCGACGGCGUGGCGCAGGCAUGGCGGGUAGCUCGGAGCCGCAGCCCGAGGCGCUCCGCCCGGCCAUGGCGGCCCCCGCGCUGCUCUCGGUGCUGCUGGCGCUGCUCGCCGUCGCCGUCACGAUCCUGCUGUGGCGCCUCGUGCAGGGCCGGCGGAGCCGGCGGAGGGCGGUGCUGCUGCUGGGCCUCUGCGACGCGGGGAAGACGCUGCUCUUCGCUCGGCUGCUGACGGGGCGAUACCGCGACACGCAGACCUCCAUCACCGAGAGCUCCGCCCUUUACCGGGUCAGCAAGGACAAGAGUGCCAACGUGACCUUAAUUGACCUCCCAGGCCAUGAGAGUUUGCGGCUUCACUUCUUGGAGAGGUUCAAGGCUGCAGCCAGAGCUAUCGUGUUUGUGGUGGACAGUGUGGCCUUCCAGCGGGAGGUGAAGGAUGUGGCGGAGUUCCUGUACCAGGUCCUGGUCGAUGGCACUGUGCUCAAAAAUGCCCCCGCGCUGCUGAUUGCUUGCAACAAGCAAGAUGUUACCAUGGCAAAAUCAUCAAAACUUAUUCAGCAGCAGCUGGAGAAAGAGCUCAACACCUUGCGAGUGACCCGCUCCGCAGCCCCCAGCAGUCUGGAUGGCUCAGCCACCGGUGGCCCAGCCCAGCUGGGGAAGAAGGGCAAGGACUUUGACUUCUCCCAGCUUCCCAUGAAGGUGGAAUUUGUGGAGUGCAGCGCUCGGGGCAGCAAGGGAGAGGAUGGAGAUGCUGACUGCGAGGCCCUCGAGAAGUGGCUGGCCAAGAUCGCCUGAAUGGAGAUGGGCAGGGCUGCAGGGAGAGACCUGGGGAGGCUGCGGACACUUGGGAACUGAAAGGGAAAAGAUGGUCUGGAGCACUCAAGUCUCAUCUUGCUGUAGAAAGAAGAAACUUAAGCUGCAAAUCAGCAUGGUGGUAUCUUCCUCUGCUGCUCAUGGGCUUGGGAGCAAAGUGACAUGACUGCUGGUGCGAUGUCCUCUGACCAUCUUCACAUGGGACGUUCUUUUCCUGCCCCACCUCUCCCUUUUGUUUUUCUUUGGGAUGCUUUCCCUCUGGGAGUCUGUGUUUCCUGACUCUUUAGGCUUUUCACCCAGUAGUUGCCGAGCAAAUGUGCACUGCCAGGUGAGGGUUAGAAAUUGGUGUUUGUGUGUUGUCCUUUGCCUUGGUUUUGCAUUGCAAUCUUGUCACCUCUUGGGGCUACCAAUACCUCCUGACACCUCUCACACCUCUUCAGUAUGAGGGUGGUGAGGCACUGGAAGUUGCGGCUGCUCCAUCCCAAGGCCAGGUUGGAUGGGCCUUGGGCAGCCUGAUCUAGUGGGACAUCUAGAGGGGUUGGAACUAGAUGAUUUUUAAGGUCUCUUCCAACCCAAACUAUUCUAUGAUUCUAUGGGGGAUUCCUUCCCCAGCCUCUCCCUGCCUUGGAGCCUGUGCUCCUCACCUGCGCUGCCCUGGCAGAGAACAUGAAUUCUCUCAGCUGGGCAAUCAUUAAGGAGAGCAUAAAAAGCUGUUUUCCUCUCUGUCUCCUACCUUCCCAUUCUUCCAGGGUGCAGUUCCAUUCCUGUGGGACUGGAGUGCUCUGUAAAUACCAGAACGGGGCUGGCUCUGCCUGUGGCCACCUGCAGUGCCCAUGUUUUGGGGUGAUUUCCACUGUUGUGCAGUUCUUGGGAGUUUGUCUUUACCUGACAGCUCUGUCCUGAAAGCUUGUUUCAUUCUGCUUCUCCUGCCCAUCCUUCAGGUUCUUGUCCCACAGCGAUGUACGUAUGCACUCCCUCCAUGUGGCAGAGUUCUCGUGGGGUCUUAGCUUGAAACUACAGGCAGGCAUGGUUUUAGAUCCAUUCCUACAUUGCUCGUGAGGUCUGGCCUGAGGGGCAUUUGCUGUGCAGCCCUGGCCUGUCUCCUGCUCCAGGGGCUGCAGCAAGAUCUUCUCUGUGUGUCAUCAGUCGUCACAAGGUGGGAAGGAAAGACAAGGAGCUGCUGGCAUGUUAGCCUGCAAGUGUGGCUCCACUUUUGUGGGGAAGAUGCUCAACAAAGAGGAGCUUGCGAGAGGGUGAGUGCAUGCUCACGCUGCAAACUGGGAGCCUCUGAAACCUCUGUUUUGUUGUUUCCCCUUUUGUUUUAGGGUGGGGGGUGGUGGCCAGCUCCUGGUAGACCUGUCUUUUGCAGGCUCCUCCCCUCUCUGGUUUGAUGCUUCCUUCAUCACUCAACUGGUGUGUUUGGUUUCUCCUUGGUCUGGGGCAUCCUUGGCCUCCCCGUAGUGUUGGGAGGAGUUUGAGCAGCCUUCAGCAGAGGCCUGUGCUCCUAAUGCCGCUGGUCCUCGCGUUUUGAGCCUUGGGAACUUGGUGGCUCUUCUGCUCUGCUUGCAGGAGGUAGGGAGGGUUAGGCUUUCAAAGUACGUUAUAGUCUUCUAUUUCCUACAGCCACGGUAUUGUUGGAACUUGUUUGUUGUGCUUAAUCUCCUUUAGCUGGAGAGCCUUUCUGAGCUGUUUGCUUUGAAUCCGUAUGGCUAAUGGGACAAUAUUGCUGUUCAUUUGGGUGGUUAUUCUGCUUGGAAAGACCUGUCUGUUAGGAGGCAGAGGCUCAGCCUCUGCUGGGGUACAGUAGCAUUACCCUGUGGCCGGUUUAAAUUUUCUCUUAGUAAAAGUGUUCCUUAAGUUCUGCUUAAAUGUUUGUUCUCAAGCCUUGGUUUAAUCUGUCCGUGGGUCUCGUCUCAGCGGUGUCAGAUCCGCACGGACUGGGGCUUCGCUUCUGCUCAGCACAACCCUAGAGAUGAACUUUCCUCAGGUCUGUGUUGUUAAAAAACAAUGCCUUCUCCAUACGUAGCGUUUUUUGGGGGGAGGAAGUUUGGGUGGGUAUUUAAUCCUUAGUCUGAGUGUUGGAGACUUGAUUAUCAUUGAAUCAUGGGAUGGUUUGGGUUGGAAGGGACCUCAGAGCCCAUCCAGUCCCACUCCUGCCAUGGGCAGGGCCACCUCCCACUGGAUCAGGGGCUUCAAACCCCAUCCAACCUGGCCUGGAACCCCUCCAGGGAUGGGGCAGCCACCACUGCUCUGGGCACCCUGGGCAAAACAUUUCUCCCUAAGAUCUCAUCUCCAUCUCCCCUCUUUCAGCUGAAAACCGUUCCCCUCGUCCUGUCCCUGCCCUCCCUGAUCCAGAGCCCUUCCCCAGCUUUCCUGGAGCCCCUUUCGGCACUGGAAGCUGCUCUAAGGUCUCCCCUGAGGCUUCUUGUCUCCAGGCUGAACAACCUCAACUGUCUCAGCCCGUCCUCGUACGGGAUAAAUCAGCCCUUGGAUCAUCUGCCAUCCUGUAGGUGCCCCUUUCUGCUGUGUGUGCUGAGCGCUGCGGUGCCUUCUGGUCCGGUGUUGCUGCAGGCAGGGUGGGGGGUUGCAGGUGAUGUCCUGCAGGUCUGGGGCUGCGAGCAGAGCCUGUGCAGCCCCUCCUCGCUGCGG